AUGCCUGAAUUCGUCGUUGGCACUGGUCUCGCUAUCGCAGGGCUCCUGCUAGGAAUCAAGGGCGUAGUGGGUGGCUACGUAUUGAUACGGGAUGUUUUUGCAUCCGACCAGGGCCUGCAAGACCGGGCCCUCAAAUAUGACAUUGAGCGCAUCAAGUUUGAGGCUUGGAGCGACCGCCUGAAGACAAAAGAUGAGGCGAACUGCCUGCUCAACAACGAAUCCAAGGUCGUCCAGGACGUCGUUGCCCAGAUCAUUGCCGAGAUUCUCGCCCUGCAGGAGACCGUGGGCAAGAAGUUCAUCGAAAAGUACAGCAUGGCUCCCAUCGCUGCGCCCAUCCCCGGCAAGCCCGGAGGUCCGGGGGCUCGGCCGGCGUUUCAUAAGGAGGCUCCGUGGAUAGCUCACUUCCGGCACGAGCGGGACAAGAAGAAGCAGCCGCACCGUAUAGCCUGGGCCGUCUUGGAUAAAGACAGGUUCACCGAUGUCCUCGAUCGUUUGGCCACGCUAAACCAAGACCUUGAGGCUCUGGUUCGCCCGGAAGAAUUCGACGCGACACGUCUCGUCACGUCCAUCUUGAGCGGUAUCGAUGAGCGGCUGUCGCUGGCAUUGCUGCCGACGGUCGCCAGCAGCUCCUCCUCAUCUUCCCCUUCGCUGCUUUCGCUCGCAGCCUUGUUGAAGUUGGUUCAGGAAGAGGAUGUAGAAACAGCGGCGGCACGAGUAAAACACAUCGACGCUGCCGACCUCGAUCUCUUAUACGAACCCAACGCCACGACGAUUCGCAGCGAUGCCACCUACCAGCCAGCGGGGACGUUGCCGCAAUCCGCCCUCGUCGAGUGGAAGUACAUCGACGCCACCAACGUAGCCAAGAGCGUGAUCGUGACAGCCAACCCAGACGAGUUGCACCGUCUCCCUUGUUUCGGCACCUUCGACGACCUUGCCUACGAGCAGGCGUCCAAGGGCAACCGCCGCAUCGGCCUCGUGUACAGUGUCCCGCGCGGUGUGGAACUUGAUGGGCAGUCGUCGCCUUCUCUGCUACGGCUCAUCCGGCAGCGCAGCACACGUCCACCGCUCGGAGCACGCUUUGAGCUCGCUCGGCGGCUUGCGGGGGCUGUGGCGUUGCUACAUGCAUCCAACUGGCUACACAAGUCCCUGCGAAGCGACAACAUCCUCUUCAGCGGCAAGGGCGUCCACGACGCGAAGAUCACGGCACCGUACAUCUGCGGGUUCCAGUACAGUCGGCCGGGGGCAGACACGUCGAUAGAGAGCCGACCGCUGGGCGUGCCGGAGUUGGACGUGUACUAUCAUCCGGAUGUGGCCCAGAGGUGGAACAAGGUCCGCGAGGUCUACAGCCUUGGCAUCGUGCUUCUAGAGGUGGCCCUGUGGCGGCCCGUGUUUGUGGAGAUAUACAAGACGAUGACGAUGGCGGAGAUGUCCAAGGACAUUAUCACGGAGCUGGAUGGCAAGUUUGGGAGAGACGUGGCUGGGCUGGUCGGCACGGCGUAUGUUGACGUGGUCAAGUGUUGUCUGAAGGGCGAGUUCUGUGUGACUACUGGCAAUUCAAGACAGGAGGGAAAGGUGCUAAGUAAAAGUUUCUGGCAAAAGGUCGUCGAGCCGUUGGCUGGAUGCAAGGCAUAG
Messenger RNA from Ilyonectria robusta, 1632 nucleotides. RefSeq lists its product as uncharacterized. The coding region runs from base 1 to 1632 and encodes 543 amino acids. The transcript has a single exon. The record is from RefSeq and is a predicted model, not a curated record. NCBI's taxonomy places the organism in Eukaryota, Fungi, Ascomycota, Sordariomycetes, Hypocreales, Nectriaceae.